Juglans microcarpa x Juglans regia is the source of this 555-nucleotide messenger RNA. RefSeq lists its product as uncharacterized. The record is from RefSeq and is a predicted model, not a curated record. Gene Ontology annotation, molecular function: zinc ion binding. The transcript is spliced from 2 exons. The coding region runs from base 48 to 377 and encodes 109 amino acids. Lineage: Eukaryota; Viridiplantae; Streptophyta; Magnoliopsida; Fagales; Juglandaceae.
UUCCCUCUCUCCAAUUUGACCUGAUUGUUAUUUUGCUACAUGUUAGGAUGUCAUCUUCAAUAUCUUCUUCAUCCUUUGCUAAACGUGUAUUGGGUAUAUCAUUUUGUUUUUGUGAGGAGCCAGCCACACUGAGACUUUCAACUACUGCAAAGAAUCCAGGACGACCCUUCUUAGGGUGUCCAAAGUACAAUACUAAGGGAUUACCAUAUUGCAGAUUUUUCAAAUGGGCAGAUGGUAGUGAGGAGAAUGAGCUCCAACUUCGAGGAAGAACCAAUGACUUGCUAAGGAAGGACAAAGAGCUCGAUCAGAUACUCGAUGAUGUCUACAAGAGGGAGAUUGAGGUUAUGAAGAAGGAGUUGGUGCGUCGGGAACAAUAAGCUGAAAUAAGGCGUUCACGCCAACUACUUCGGUUGUAUUGGGCAUUUGCCUUUCUAGUUGCAUGUUGGUUGUUGCUUGGUAGUAUUGGAGUUUUGGUUUUGUAUUGGACUAUGUAGUUGAUAUAGUUGAUGUAUGGAUAUUGAGCAGAUUGUAAAACUGCCAGAAUGUACAGUUUGU